This is a messenger RNA of Aspergillus pseudonomiae, 371 nucleotides long. RefSeq lists its product as uncharacterized. The coding region runs from base 79 to 345 and encodes 88 amino acids. The record is from RefSeq and is a predicted model, not a curated record. Lineage: Eukaryota; Fungi; Ascomycota; Eurotiomycetes; Eurotiales; Aspergillaceae. The transcript has a single exon.
CUUCCUCUUGCUACGACGUAUGAAUUCAUCUACAGCUAUCAAGAUGUAGAUGAGGAUAUCACGCUGGGACUCAAGAGUAUGGCAGUGAAGUAUAGGCAUUCUGGCCGACGAGUGCUUAUUGCUCUCUCCCUCUUAUACACAGGCCUUCUACUUGCGAGCGGCGUAACUGCCGCCCUUGGGCCGUAUUAUUUUACAGGGGCAGCUUGCUCGGCUAUGACAGUGCUUUUGUCAACCGCUCUGGUUGACCUCGAGUCCCCUCCCAGCUGCGGCGCGUGUUUUCUGUAUGGAUUUGUCGCUGCGAGCGCAGGCUUGGCUUCGGGUGUGUAUACGGAGUACGCUUGGUGAAUCUGAUGUUCUGCGGGCAGUGAAGC